Fonsecaea nubica is the source of this 2574-nucleotide messenger RNA. RefSeq lists its product as hypothetical. The transcript has 8 exons. Gene Ontology annotation, molecular function: heme binding; monooxygenase activity; iron ion binding. The record is from RefSeq and is a predicted model, not a curated record. Bases 1 to 2574 code for a protein of 857 amino acids. Lineage: Eukaryota; Fungi; Ascomycota; Eurotiomycetes; Chaetothyriales; Herpotrichiellaceae.
AUGGGUGACUGGCCGCUUUGGUCGUUUUGUGCGCAGCAUCCCGUCUUUGGGAUUGCUUUACUGGGUACCCUGGUCCUUGUUGCAACCUGGAGACUGAAUGAAUAUGUCAAGGCUCGAAAAUACAGAUUCCCGCCUCGGAUACCGGGGGUACCGAUCUUCGGCAACACUUUUCAACUACCUCCUUUGAAGCAGGGACUAUGGGGCAUGGAAAUGGCAAAGAAAUACGGGGAGAUGUUCACUUGUAGUAUUGGUGGUAAGACAUGGGUCUUUCUGAAUUCGUCACGCACCGUCAACGACUUGAUGGAGAAGCGGUCGUCCAUCUACUCUUCGCGUCAAUACAUGCCCAUGGCAUCGGGCGUUCUCUCGGGCGACAAUCGAGUUCUGCUCAUGCCAUACGGGGAACGGUGGCGGAUGAUCCGACGCAUCAUGCACUCGAUCCUCAACAAGCAAAACUCGCCCGUCUUCGCACCCUUCCAAGACAUAGAAUCCAAGCAUCUCCUGUACGACUUUCUCCACCAUCCGGAGUUGUGGUACUCGGCCACCCAGCGUUUCGCCAAUUCGGUCAUCAUGAGCGUGGUAUUUGGCAAGCGCAUGGAGCUGGAAGAUCCCAAGAUACGAGAACUCUUUGAGACAUCCAACGCUGUCAUCGAGGCGAUUCAGCCUUCGGCCAAUCUCGUCGACUCCCUAACCUUCCUGGAAAGACUUCCCAAGAGUUUGCAAUGGUGGCGGCCGAGAGGGGAGGCCAUGUUUCAAAAGACUGUCAACAUCUACAGGCGGGAGGUCGAGGAAUUGGAGCAGAAGAUGAAAAACGGAACCGCGAGGGAUUGCUUCGCCACAAGGUUUCUCCGCGAUCCCGAGACCAAGAACUACGGGCAGACGCAGACGUACUUUGCACUGGGGUCUCUGAUGGAGGCUGGGAGCGAUACCUCUCGCAUGACCAUCAGCCAGGUCAUGGCCGCCGCGGUCCUCGACAAGCGAUGGGUCGACACCGCGCGGGAAGCCCUCGACCGAGUCUGCGGGAGGAAUGCCGAACGCCUACCAACUUUCGAGGACCGGGUCGACCUGACCUACAUCACGGCGACGGUCAAAGAGGCGUUCCGAUGGCGCCCGUUCGCCGAGAUUGGAGUGCCGCACAUGCUCAUCCAGGACGACGAGUACGAAGGCUACCGGUUCCCCGCGGGGACAUUGUUCACGUGGAACGCUACAGCCAUUGCGAUGGACCCGCGCGAGUACGAGCAACCGGAACGGUUCUGGCCCGAGCGAUUCCUCAACAACGACCUGGACCAUGUUUUGAAGGGACACUGGAGCUUUGGACCAGGAGAGACGAAUGUCUGGAUCGUGGUGGCACGACUCCUCUACUGUUUCGACUUUGAGGCCGUUCCAGUCAUCAUCGUUGGCGCCGGCCCGUCGGGCUUGCUGCUGGGUAUCCUGCUCGCCAAGCGAGGGGUAAAGGUACAAAUCCUCGAGGCGGCCGGAGAACUGGACAAGAAUCCCAGGGCGGCUCACUAUGCCCCGUCGGCAGUGUACGAACUGCAUCGGGCGGGAGUUCUCGACGACGUCAAGGCCCAAGGCAUCCAUCCCGAUGCGGUGUGCUGGCGCCAUCCCGACGGCACCUUCAUCGCGGGCAUUCGAAGUCGGUUCGACAUAGAAUUCCCCAUGGUUUGUCUGCCCCUGGAUCAACUCGAUGUCCUCCUCCUGCAACAUUUCCUGGCUCAGCCAGAUACCGAAGUUUUGUGGAACCAUAAAGUCGUCUCCAUCGAGCAGGAUGACAAUGAGGCCAGAGUCCACGUCGAAUCUCCGGAGGGCAAGAAGACGUUCGGCGCCGACUAUAUCGUCGGAUGUGAUGGGGCAAACAGCCAGAUCAGGCGCUCGCUUUUCGGUGAUCUGAAUUAUCCCGGGGAGACCCUACAGAAACAGAUCAUUGCCACCAAUGUAUAUUACGACUUCCAUAAAUUCGGGUACUGGGACUCGAAUUUCAUCAUCGACGAAAACGACUGGUACAUGGCGGCUCGAAUCACCCAAGACGGACUAUGGAGAGUAACGUAUGGCGACGUAUGGGGCCUGUCGAACGAAGAGUACCUUGCAAGACAACCCGAGCGGUACGAGAAAAUCCUGCCUGGGCAUCCGAAACCGGGAGAUUAUAAGCUCGUCAGCGCCAGUCCGUACAAGCUACAUCAACGAUGCGCCGAGUCUUUUCGGGUAGGGAGAUUCUUACUCGCCGCCGACGCUGCUCAUUUAUGCAACCCAUUCGGUGGAUUGGGCCUAACUGGGGGAAUUGCUGACGUAGGGAGCCUAUUCGAUGCUCUCGUGGCGUUGAAGGAGGGAAAAGCAGACGAUAGCAUCCUCGACAAGUAUAGUGAAGUCCGACGCAAGAAAUGGGCCGAGAUCAUCGACCCCAUGUCGCGAGCCAAUUUCCGACGUGUUUGUCUAGACGAGGCCGAGUCAGAGAGACAAGAGUUCUGGGAACUUUGUAAGAAGAUGGAAGAGGACGAGGAAUUAGCUCGGCAGAUGGCACAGGGAACGAAUAUACUGCGAGAGGAUUUUCGAGAGUAUUUGACCACUGGUGCGGCCUAG